Populus euphratica (Euphrates poplar) is the source of this 1151-nucleotide messenger RNA. RefSeq names its product dynamin-related protein 1C. Lineage: Eukaryota; Viridiplantae; Streptophyta; Magnoliopsida; Malpighiales; Salicaceae. The transcript has 5 exons. The coding region runs from base 599 to 1006 and encodes 135 amino acids. The record is from RefSeq and is a predicted model, not a curated record.
AUAUAAGCACAUCAUUAAAAUUUAAUUUUACCACGGAGAAAUAUUUUGAUAGAAAAAGAUGUAUAAUAUUCAAAUGGAAACGCGCAAGCUAAGUUGGCGUGGUAAUGGCGAUGCAACCUAAACCUUCUCCGUCUCCAAUCGUUUUGUUUGUUUACUAAGCAUUUUCUCUCACACUCCACGUCCCCAUCUACUUCUUGCCGAAUACAGAAUCUCCAUUUCUUCUGCUGAUCCAAACAUCCCCUGUCAUCCUUUCUUGCUUGGACCCUCAAACCGAUCUUUCUCACAUUUCUUGUCUUUCUUUCUUGCACAAAAUCACACUCAUUGCAUCUGAUCUAAAAUAUACAUUUUGUUUUUUUUUUGGUUGAAAAUAAAUAAAAAAUGGCUACAAUGGGGAGCUUGAUCGGUCUGGUAAACAGAAUCCAAAGAGCCUGCACUGUUCUCGGCGAUUAUGGCGGUGAAGGCAUCUCUCUCUGGGAAGCUCUUCUGUCCGUUGCUGUUGUUGGUGGCCAGAGUUCUGGAAAAUCUUCAGUCUUAGAAAGCGUUGUUGGCUGAGAUUUCCUUCCUCGUGGAUCUGCUUCUGUGCGCAAGGAGAUUGCAGAUGAAACAGAUCGCAUUACGGAGAAGACCAAGCAAAUCUCUAAUGUUCCUAUUCAUCUCAGGGGUGCGCUUUGUUUUGAAGGAACUUGUCCGGAAGUCAAUAGCUGAAACAGAGGAACUGAAGCGAUUCCCAACCCUUCAAUCUGACAUUGCUGCUGCUGCAAAUGAAGCUUUGGAGAUAUUUCCUGAUGAAAGCCGCAGAGCAGUUCUACGACUGGUUGACGUGGAUUCUAGUUAUCUAACUGUGGAAUUUUUCCGAAAGCUUCACCCUGAACCAGAGAAGAACACAAACACAAGCCCAAAUCAACCAGGCCCAAAUGUGGAUUGUUACAAUGAUAAUCAUUUUAGGAAGAUUGGUACAGAAUUCUCGAAUUGUUUUCACCUUCUCUCCUUUUUUCCUCUUUCUUAGGGAAACUGCCAUGCACUUAGUUUAAAGAUCUUCAUUUUAGCAAUUAGGUUAGUCUUAUGGAUCAGAACAUCUGUAUUUCUAAUCUGUUUAUGAUCUUUCUUGCAUGCAAAUUCUAGAGCUGUAUGCAUAGUUUUGUUCAUGUAUU